Osmerus eperlanus (European smelt) is the source of this 3097-nucleotide messenger RNA. Its product is annotated as fibroblast growth factor receptor substrate 2-like. Bases 528 to 2219 code for a protein of 563 amino acids. Gene Ontology annotation, biological process: fibroblast growth factor receptor signaling pathway. The record is from RefSeq and is a predicted model, not a curated record. Gene Ontology annotation, cellular component: cell-cell junction; cytoplasm. Lineage: Eukaryota; Metazoa; Chordata; Actinopteri; Osmeriformes; Osmeridae. Gene Ontology annotation, molecular function: transmembrane receptor protein tyrosine kinase adaptor activity; fibroblast growth factor receptor binding. The transcript is spliced from 7 exons.
AAUGAGUUUCUUCCCCCAACUCUCGGAAGUUUAGCUAAGUUGCUGUGAUUUAGCCAAGCAAGUUAGCCACUUAGAAAACGGCACGACAAAACUAAACUUGAUUUUUCGGAAGGAGAAACAAGAUUUAACCGAAAAAUUAGUUCCCAUAUGGAAACCUAAGGGAUUAUUCAUGAAUUUGUAUCGAUUUUUAUUCUAUUGUUUUCGCAAACUCGUACGGUAGCUAGCUUUGAAAGAAGUUGUGAUUGUUUUUUUGGCGCUCUGGCAACGCAGAGGAAAGAUGGUGGUGAUUCAGUUGAGCUAACAGGCUACAGCGAGCUUGCUUCUUUUAUGAGCAUCGUAUGAGAUAGCUCACCAUCAAGUUGGUAUACUUUGCGUUAGGAAAGUUUGGAAGAAAGCGUGGAAGAAGUUUAAUCAGCGCCACCCUCCGCUCUGUCCCUAACAGAGCAUGAGUCCCCCCAGGCUUCUGAGAAUGGGACCAGGGUUACUGGUGGCUGUAUAUAGGCUGCAGAUGGAGCUCUGAAGAAGCCAUGGGUAGCUGCUUAAGCUGUCCAGAGAAAGAGUCAAUCCCAGAUAAUCAUCAAACCAAAUUUAAGGUGGUGAACGUGGAUGAUGAUGGUAAUGAGCUGGGCGCCGGCGUGAUGGAGCUGAACGAGGCCGAGCUGGUCCUCCACACCCAUCGCCGUGACGACGUCAGGUGGCCCUACCUGUGCCUGCGUCGCUAUGGCUACGACUCAAACCUGUUUUCCUUUGAGAGUGGCCGGCGCUGUCAGACUGGACAGGGGAUCUUUGCCUUCAAGUGUGCGCGGGCGGAGGAGAUCUUCAACAUGCUGCAGGAGGUGAUGCACAGCCACAGCAUCAGCGUGGUGGAGGAGGCAGUACUGGAGCCAAGCCACCUGGCUACACACACACACACUCCUGCAGCUCUGGGCUACUCCGUUCCCACGGUGCCCAACGGUGUGAGCCGGAUCCCCUCUGUGGGCGAGGAGCCAUCACACCCGUCCAGCCGCCUCCCGUCCGUGGCCAGCACACGGCUUCCCUCCCUGGGGGACGAGCCCACACACCCCCUGCUGGGGGGUGACGAGGCGAUCCACACCUAUGUGAACACCACAGGCCUGUUGGAGGACCAUCCCAGCCCCCUUGCUGUGCCCAGCCCCCUGGACAGCCCUGGAUCAGCCCAGAGCCAGUUGCCCCCAACUCCCCCUCCGCCACCACGGGCGCGGCCCGACCCCCCUCCCCCCCAACCGGAGCCGCAGGUGCUCCUGGAGUCCCAGGGCGCGCGCUUCGUCCUGGGCCCCACGCCCGUGCAGAGGCAGCUGAUGGCCAGGGAGAGGCGGCAGCACAGCGAGGGGGAGGAAGAGGAGGAGGAUGGGGAGGAGGGCUUGCCUGGGGAGACCGGGGAGGCCAACGGGCACAUAGACACAGAUGGAGGCUCUACUGAGGCCAAAAGCGAGCUCUCACACACACAAUCCAACGGCUCCUCCUCCGGCCCGGCUCCCCCCUCUUCGCACCCCGUCACCUCCCCUCGCUGUGUCCGCCCGCCCCCCCUCACCCCAGACCUUCACAACGUCAACAACUCGGCCCAGCGGCGGACGGCCCUGCUGGACUACGAGAACCUGCCGGCCCUGCCGCCCGUCUGGGAGGCGCGCAAGCUCAGCAGGGAGGAGGAGGAGAGCGGACGAGGGGGGGGGAUGAAGACACCGUCCGUGAACGGCUACAACCACAACCACCACGGCCUGCUCCAGCUGUCCUGCUCCCACCCCCUCUCCGCCGCGCUGCUGGAGCCCUCGCACAACUACGUCAACACGGAGAACGUGACGGCGCCCCUCAGCGCCCACCGCCCUGAAACGGCACGUCGCCCCGACACGGCCCACCGCCGAACCGACGGCCCCUCCGUCUUCAACUUCGACUUCCGCCGGCCGCCGCUGGGCCCGGAGUCGGCCAAGACGCUCAACUACAUCGAGGUGGAGAUGGAGAACACGGGUGGAGGGGGCGGGGCCAACAAGGCGGCCUCAGACAGCAGCAACCCCCACACCCCUCGCACGCCCACCUCCCCACUGCCCCCCACCACGCCCACACGCCGCACAGAGCUCUACGCCUUCAUCGACAUCGAGCGCACGGCCGCCAUGUCCAGCCUGCAGAAGGCUCGGCCGCGCGACGACGGCACCUCAAGGAAAACGCGACACAACAGCACGGAGCUGCCCACUAAGAGCACUGUCUGAACACGCCCCCCCAGCUCUGCUAUCCUCCCUCUGUCUGAACACGCCCCCCCAGCUCUGCUAUCCUCCCUCUGUCUGAACACGCCCCCCCAGCUCUGCUAUCCUCCCUCUGUCUGAACACGCCCCCCCAGCUCUGCUAUCCUCCCUCUGUCUGAACACGCCCCCCCAGCUCUGCUAUCCUCCCUCUGUCUGAACACGCCCCCCCCAGCUCUGCUAUCCUCCCUCUGUCUGAACACGCCCCCCCAGCUCUGCUAUCCUCCCUCUGUCUGAACACGCCCCCCCAGCUCUGCUAUCCUCCUCCCUCCCUCUGUCUGAACACGCCCCCCCAGCUCUGCUAUCCUCCUCCCUCCCUCUGUCUGAACACGACCCCCCCCCCCCAGCUCUGCUAUCCUCCUCCCUCUCUCUCUCUCUUUUUUUUACAUGUAAAAACGCGCCGGCACACACAGUGCCUUCCUUGUCUUAAUCACGUGACGCAGAGACGUUGGGACCGACGAGGCUCCUCCUCUUGUCUUGAACAAGACAGAGACAUGAUGAUCACAUGGUCACCUGCUAUGGAGUUCAGGUAGACCACAAAUAGGUACUUGCCAUAUACCAGUUUAUUCCUAUGGUAAUAUAAUGCCUCCUCUCCUUCACUCUACUGUGCAUUUGGGUUGUUUAUUAUGUUAAUAAGACUGGACUGCAUCCCUCCUCCUCUUCCUCCUCAUAUAUAGUCCAAAUCAGUAUUACUGAACAAAGCAUUCCAUUUAGCCUUUUAUUUUAUAGGGUUCACUACAUGCUGCUGUAAUUUCAGUAUCUGACAAUUACAUGAUACACUGCAUAAUGUUUCUGACUAUGUACAGUAGAUCCUGGCACAAUAAAUGUCUGUUCUGUUUUAAUCUGUA